Girardinichthys multiradiatus is the source of this 1812-nucleotide messenger RNA. Its product is annotated as suppressor of cytokine signaling 3-like. The record is from RefSeq and is a predicted model, not a curated record. The coding region runs from base 287 to 892 and encodes 201 amino acids. Gene Ontology annotation, biological process: intracellular signal transduction; phosphatidylinositol phosphate biosynthetic process. Gene Ontology annotation, cellular component: phosphatidylinositol 3-kinase complex. Gene Ontology annotation, molecular function: 1-phosphatidylinositol-3-kinase regulator activity. Lineage: Eukaryota; Metazoa; Chordata; Actinopteri; Cyprinodontiformes; Goodeidae. The transcript has 2 exons.
CCGCUUCACUCAGCUCUCUGCUCUGUAGAUCUGCACGCAGACCGGCAACUGCUGAAGCUUGUUGUUGGGAAAAAAAAAAAAAAAGACACUUUAAAGGAACUUUUAAAGCACAUGGUUACUGUGAAGAAACAUCUGCCAGUUCUAAAGGAUUUAAACUGAAAAAGAAAAAAAGAUUUGGAGAACCAGUUUAAGGUUUUUCAUUCCUCUAAAUAUUGCAUCCAGAACCGUCGGAACCUCAGUUCACCUCAAUUUGCUGACCUUAACCUCUUGUACUGCCCUCUGUGAGAUGGUAACAUACAGCAAAACUGAUUCAGCUGUCGGUAACUGCCUCUCGGGUGCCAAGAUGGGCAUAGGUUACCACUACAAGACCUUUGUCUCAGAGGAACAGUUUGUGAUGGUCAUGAAGACACUACAGAGGCUCAGAGAGUGUGACUUUUUCUGGAACACCAUUACUGGAAAGCAGGCCAGUGUUCUCCUGUCUUCGCACUUGCCCGGUACCUUCCUGAUCCGGGAGAGUUCUGACAACCAGCACCUCUUUACCCUCAGCAUUAAGACGGAGAUGGGCACCAAGAACCUGCGCAUACAGUGUGACGAAAACUCCUUCUUCCUGCAGACGGAUCCCAAGAAUAUGGACAUUGCGCCACGUUUUGAGUGUGUUCUCAAGCUUAUCAAUUACUACAUUUGUCAAAGGAAAGCAAAUAUUGCCCAUUACAUCGGCGCUGGAGGGGAGAGGAUCCCUCUUGAGCUGAUCAGACCACUCUACUUGUCCAUGUCGUCCUUGCAGCACCUUUGCAGAAAGAAAAUUAACAAAGACUUGGACAUUUCUUCUCAAAAAGACCAGCUGCCUAGCACAGUUCGAGAUUACCUUAAUAAAUAUGAUGUUGAUAUCUAGACUCAAAGACUCAGGCCAAUGACAACUGGGUGGUGCCAAUACAGCUAUGGGAGGUCAUCCGUGUACGAUGUAGCAGAGACAACUGAAUCAGGCCCAGAGGAGCAAGUCAAAGUGUAAAGUCUCUUAAACCUUUGAGAAGAGACAGCAAGGAGAUUGAGAAGAGCAGCUUUGUGAUCUGGUGAUAUGAAAAGAGGGAUAAGCCAUGCCCUCCUCUGCUCCAGUGAUGCACAACUCACUGAGAAUUGAAGUGAGGAUGACAGUCAGCUGUCUAGAAUGUGAUGACACACAGUUCCCUUUGCUGCUGCUACUGAUUCUAAUCAGCACGCUGAGAGAAUGAGUUCACCUUCACAAGCCUUAGAAAACAUUUCUGGACUGGCGGACCAAUAGUGUGGACACUUGUGGUUUUUGUUUAAGGAUCAGGUUAAAAUACAUUUUGUUGUAAGGGUUGUGUGUUGAUUUAGAGGAUGGAGGAUUAUGCCAAAAUUGCCAGAACAACAUGGAAAUGUGUUGGAAAACAGCGGUCCUCCAGGAUCCUACAGGAGAGUAGUAAUGAUCACUCUUUAGUGAUGAACAACAUAUUCAGUGCCUGGAGACGAAUUAUAACAUCGGGUAUCUUUUUUUUUCUUUUUUUGUUUUCAUGUAAGGAGAGUAAAUAAAGUAUUUACUUCCUUUUUUUAUACUAUGUUUACAUUAUAAAAUAGUAUUUUAUUUUUUUAUUUUCAUGGUUUUGUCAGUGUGUGUGUGUGUGUGCUAUCUUUUAUAAAGAUGUUUUUUUUUUGUUUUUUUUUUGUCCCCUGGCUGUGGAUGCUUGAAGAUAUCUGAGAAGUUUGACAAAGCUAGCAGAUUAAUACAACUUUGCACUUAUUUAUGUUUAAGCAUAUCAUUAAUUUAUAAUAAAAUUGAUAUUUUCUAUACAACCA